Molecule: messenger RNA, 3450 nt
Organism: Oppia nitens
Lineage: Eukaryota; Metazoa; Arthropoda; Arachnida; Sarcoptiformes; Oppiidae
Exons: 23
Biological process (GO): transmembrane transport
Cellular component (GO): cytoplasm
Molecular function (GO): transmembrane transporter activity; ornithine decarboxylase activity
Source: RefSeq, a predicted model, not a curated record
AUAUUGUUGUUAUGUUACGGAAAUUUUUGUGUCGGAAGUGCCUAUUCAUUGUUAGCACCGUUUUUCCCAAUUGAGGCUAAACUAAAGGAUGCAAAUGAGACAUGGAUUGGCAUAAUAAUAGCCGAGUAUCAAAUUGCCUUAUUUUUUGGUGCAGCAAUUUUUGGCAAAUUUAUACCACCGAUAACACCAAAGUUUAUGAUAACUACCGGCCUAUUGGUGGCCGGUAUUUGUAGCGCUAUAUUUGGUGUACUUCAAUGGAUACCAUCGGGAACACCAUUCAUAGCCAUAGCAAUGGCCAGUCGUACUAUUGAAGGGUUAGGUGCGGCCGCUUUUUUUGUCAGCUGUUGGACAACUAUUUGUAUGAAAUUUCCUAAACAUAUAUCAAAAUUAUUUGCCACAACAGAGAUGUGUUACGGUGUGGGUAUGAUAUUUGGUCCGGCAAUCGGUGGUCUACUUAAUCAAUUGGGUGCAGACAGUGGUAUAGCUUUUUGUUUGCCAUUUUUCGUUAUGGGAUCACUUAUACUAAUGGGUGCACUAUUGAUGAUAAUAUUUUUUCCAAACACAACUGAUGAAAAUGUAUCGCUAGAGAGGACCAGUGUUUUCAGUGUUUUAAGCAAUUUUAAUAUAACACUAAAUGUCUUAAUAAGUGUCAACUGUUUUCUAUUGAUUGGUUUCAAUGAGGCAACACUUGAACUACAUUUAGAAACGAUACAGGAGCUAUCAUCGGUAACUACUGGCGGCAUAUUUGUCAUAUCGGGUGCAUUGUAUGCACUGUUCAAUCAAGUUUGGGCUUAUUUUGCCGAAAAAAUGCCAAACUGUCACCCGUUAUGCCUAAUAGGCUGUACCUCAUCGUUGAUAGCCUUCCUAAUUGUCGGUCCGAUGCCUUUCUUUCCCAUUGAAUCACAACUGUGGCUAACAAUACUCGGACAGGUAUUCCUAGGCCUGGGAAUGGGCGGUCAGUUUGUCGGCAGUUUUAUACAGGGAUUACGGGAAACAUUUAAAUCUGGUUUUCCCGAUAAUGUUUCCACAUAUGCAGUGGUUUCCGGUAUAUUUUCAUCAUCAUUUGCAAUGGGAUCGGCAAUCGGUCCGGGAAUUGGCGGUUAUAUGUUGGGACAAAUGGGCUAUCGAUGGGCAACCGUACCCAUAGCUGGCCUACAAUUGUUUAUGGCCAAACUAAAGGAUGCAAAUGAGACAUGGAUUGGCAUAAUAAUAGCCGAGUAUCAAAUUGCCUUAUUUUUUGGUGCAGCAAUUUUUGGCAAAUUUAUACCACCGCUAACACCAAAGUUUAUGAUAACUACCGGCCUAUUAAUGUCCGGUAUUUGUAGCGCUUUAUUUGGUGUACUCCAAUGGAUACCAUCGGGAACACCAUUCAUAGUCAUAGGUAUGGCCAGUCGUACUAUCGAUGGGUUAGGUGCGGCCGCUUUUUUUAUCAGCAGUUAUACUACUAUUUGUAUGAAAUUUCCUAAACAUAUAUCAAAAUUAUUUGCCACAACAGAGAUGUGUUACGGUGUGGGUAUGAUAUUUGGUCCGGCAAUCGGUGGUCUACUUAAUCAAUUGGGUGCAAACAGUGGUAUAGCAUUUUGUUUGCCAUUUUUCGUUAUGGGAUCACUUAUACUAAUGGGUGGACUAUUGAUGAUAAUAUUAUUUCCAAACACAACAGAUGAAAAAUCAUCGCUAGAGAGGACCAGUGUUUUCAGUGUUUUAAGCAAUUUUAAUAUAACACUAAAUGUCUUAAUAAGCGUCAACUGUUUUAUACUGAUUGGCUUUAAUGAGGCAACACUUGAACUACAUUUAGAAACGAUACAGGAGCUAUCAUCGGUAACUACUGGCGGCAUAUUUGUCAUAUCGGGUGCAUUGUAUGCACUCUUCAAUCAAGUUUGGGCUCAUUUUGCCGAUAAAAUGCCAAACUGUCACCCGUUAUGUCUAAUAGGCUUAACCUCAUCGUUGAUAUCCUUUAUGAUUAUCGGUCCGAUGCCUUUCAUUCCCAUUGAAUCACAACUGUGGCUUACAAUACUCGCACAGGUAUUCCUAGGCCUGGGAAUGGGCGGUCAGUUUGUCGGCAGUUUUAUACAGGGAUUACGAGAAACAUUUAAAUCUGGUUUUCCCGAUAAUGUUUCCACAUAUGCAGUAAUUUCCGGUAUAUUUUCAUCAUCAUUUGCAAUGGGAUCGGCAAUCGGUCCGGGAAUUGGCGGUUAUAUGAUGGGACAAAUGGGCUAUCGAUGGGCAACCGUACCCAUAGUUGGCCUACAAUUGUUUAUGAUUUUAGAUUUUAUCAAAACUAAUAUCGAUCUAAACAAUAGUCAAUUGGCUUAUAGUAUACUAAAUGUCGACGAUUUGGUCCUAAAAUAUCGACAAUGGUUUCGACUAAUGCCUAAAAUUAGUCCCUAUUAUGCCGUCAAAGCUAAUCCCAAUCAACAAUUGCUUAAAGUGCUUAUUGAACUGGGAGUUGGAUUUGAUUGUGCCAGUCAGUAUGAAAUGCAACGCUUAAUAGGAUUGGGUGCCAAACCCGAGUCAAUCAUAUUUGCCAAUACAUGCAAAACCCGUGAAUCGCUUAAGUAUUCACACGAUUGCGGUAUUAGACUAAUGACUGUCGACUGUUUGGACGAUUUGUAUGAUAUUCAGUGUAUGCAUCCCGGUGCCAAACUACUGGUGCGUAUUAAAGUUGAUGACACGGAUUCAAUAGUCAAACUGAAUGAUAAGUUUGGCCUCCAAUUGGACGGUGUGUACGACCUGUUGACGGCAGCUAAAGACAAGGAUCUCCAGGUAAUAGGUGUAGCCUUUCAUGUGGGUAGUGGUGCACAAAAUGCCCAAUUGUACGCCCAGGCUAUUGCCAGUGCUCGACAAGUGUUUGAUUUGGCCGCAGCUGUAGGCUAUCAUCAGAUGACAGUACUGAACAUUGGCGGCGGUUUUCCCGGUAGUACUACUAGUCAUUAUCAGUCGCCGGACAAUAGCGGCGGUACUUAUAUUGAACAAAUAGCUCGUGUAGUCAACCGGGCUAUCGAUGACUAUUUUGGCGAUUAUGGCGAUAGUCUAUCGAUUAUGGCUGAACCGGGCACUUAUUUUUGCGAGUCAGCCGUAACACUACUGACCAGAAUAUUAUCGAAAAAGUUGGUAAUCGAUGGACAAAAUAAUAUCGAAAAAAUUAUGUAUUACUUGAAUGACGGCGCUUACGGUUCGUUCAGAGAUUCAAUAUAUAUACAGAAAAACUAUAAACCCUUACCAUUGCUGGCAUCGGAUGAUAGUCUUAAGCGGAAAAGCUAUAACAGUAUACUAUGGGGACCGACAUGUUGUAGUCGGGACUGUAUUCAAGAUAACUGUUCAAUGAUCGAGAUGUUUGCCGGCGAAUGGCUAUUAUUUGAUAAUAUGGGCGCCUAUACUGAAAAUUAUGGAAACUAUGGGUUCAAUGGUAUACCUAAACCAUUAUGUUUAGUAUAUCGUAAUUAUAGUUAA